AUUUGUUGUAACGAGAACCCAAGCAGCCCUCUGUUCUAAUGUUGCUGGACGCCAUCAUUUGGUUACCCACACUAUUCACCUACAUUGUGUUCCUGCUCAUACUGAUCAUACUGUUCUUCAUCGUGGCCUAUGUCAGCCAUAAGAUCUAUAUAUCCAUCUAUGAUAAUCUGCCGUUGCCGGCAGCGCCUGGCUCCCGAUCCUCGGUGGCAUUACGUGAACAUUCCCGUGACUUCUCGCGCCUGGAACAUGUUGGCAAUCAGUUGAGCUCGCGCUCCGUGUGGAUACAGAAUCGUUCAACAAUCUUCGAGUCGCCGUUGGUGCGCAUCACGUUGACCCUGGAGCCGUGCUUUCUGAUCAGCGUCGCGCUGGACAUCUACUCGGAUCCGAACCAACGGGCGAUCAGCUGCUUGUGCAAUUGCAGCGACAGCGAGACCAAGUGCACCAUGAUGGACGCCCAGGCCGUGAGCAAUGUCCGUGUGCUCAAGUAUUACGAUGAUCUGGCCAGUGUGCCGCGGCUCAAGGUGCUGUUGCGCUGCAAUGAGCGCAAGAAUAUGCGGCUUGUGCUGGACGAUGUCAUCAAGGAUGUCAUGGAGGCACGCUGCUCGGACAAUGCGUCCGCUUGCCCCACGCCCAGAUAAAGGCGACUAACGAGAGAGUGAGAGUGAGAGAGAGAGAGGGGAAGAGAAACAGACAGUCGGAGCUGCACAGUGGUUCGCAUGUACUUAUAAUUGGGACUUUAUUUUUGUAGAACUCGUUUUCUCUAUAUAUUGUGUGUUGUUGUAAAUGAAAAAAAAUAUUCCAGGCAUGGCUUCUGGUCUUGCCACCCGUUAAACAGGUUCAAUUGUUAACGCAAAGUCCAGAGGCGGCAAUCGUUUUUACAGUGGUUCGAGCCAGCGUCUUGUCUUCGGUGGUUCGAUUCAGCGUCUCGCUUUUUGUGUGCACAAGAAAAUGUGCCCUGCUCUCGUAAUUUUUUUUUAGAAAAUACAUUUUCUAUUAACUGGGAAACAUUAAAAGAAAAAUUCCUGCAUGACAAUCGUACGUUACAUUUUAUAGGCACAAC
Molecule: messenger RNA, 1060 nt
Organism: Drosophila novamexicana
Lineage: Eukaryota; Metazoa; Arthropoda; Insecta; Diptera; Drosophilidae
Exons: 2
Coding region: 39-638 (199 amino acids)
Source: RefSeq, a predicted model, not a curated record